Messenger RNA from Zymoseptoria tritici IPO323, 1674 nucleotides. RefSeq lists its product as uncharacterized. The transcript is spliced from 7 exons. Gene Ontology annotation, biological process: transmembrane transport; nucleobase transport. The record is from RefSeq and is a predicted model, not a curated record. The coding region runs from base 1 to 1674 and encodes 557 amino acids. Lineage: Eukaryota; Fungi; Ascomycota; Dothideomycetes; Mycosphaerellales; Mycosphaerellaceae. Gene Ontology annotation, molecular function: nucleobase transmembrane transporter activity. Gene Ontology annotation, cellular component: plasma membrane.
AUGGCUGUCUCUCCGCGUGGGCGUCUGAAUGCUACAAAAGCCAACUUGGUAUCCAAAACCGAGCGCUCAGGAUGGAUUCUGCCCAAGCAGAACUCAUCAUUCGCAGACAAGGACCGAUGGUCUAACAUUGACGGCGAUCCCACCCCUCUGGAGCGGCGAACGUGGUCGAGCUGGACGAUAUUCGGAUUCUGGGUGUCCGAUGCCAUGAACGCUCAAGGCUGGCAGGCUCCCGCAGCGAUCCUUGCGGUUGGACUGACCUGGCGGGAGGCCAUCAUAUCCAUCAUAUUCGGAUUGUCCAUCACGGCCAUCCCUUUAGUCCUCAACGGCGCCAUUGGAGCACACUAUCAUGUCCCUUUCCCAGUUGCCGUGCGAGCCAGCUUCGGGUUCUACUUCGCUCGCUUUGCGGUGGUGACGAGGAUGUGCACUGCGCUGUUCUGGCACGCAAUCCAAACCUGGACAGGCUCGACGGCCAUGACACAGAUGAUUCGCGCCAUCUGGCCCAGCUAUCUGAAUAUUCCAAAUCAUCUUCCGGCAUCCGCUGGCAUCACGACGCAACAGAUGUUGUCGCACUUCCUCUUUUGGAGCGUCCAAUUCCCGAUAUUACUCAUCGCUCCCCACAAACUGAAGUGGUUCUUUGUUUUCAAGGUCGUUGUGACCUUGACCGUGAGCACGGCGACGGUCAUCGCCAUGUGUGCGAAAGCUGGCGGCUCCGGCGAGAUCUGGAAUCAAGCAUAUGAAGUCGACGGCUCGGCACGAUCUUGGCUGACUCUUUAUUCGAUGAUGUCUGUUGCGUCGGGUUGGGCGACGAUGGCCACCAACGUUCCUGACUUCACACGAUACCUCAAGUCAUCCAGAGGAGUCUACUGGCAGGGUUUGUUCCUCCCCAUGAUUGGUCUCAUCCUGGGCUCCUACGGGAUCAUCUGCUGUAGUGCUGCCAAGGUCGUGUAUGGCGAAUACAUCUGGGAUCCAGUAGCGCUCGCGAGCAAAUGGGAUGGACCCUCAGGUCGUUGUGGCGCCUUCUUCGUGGGUUUCUGCUGGGUCAUUGCUCAGAUAGGCACCAACUUGUCGGCCAAUGUCAUCUCCUACGCGAACGACAUGCUCAAUCUGUUCCCAAAGUACAUCAACAUACGUCGCGGCGCGAUCUUCGCGACGAUAACAGCGGGCUGGCUAAUGGUUCCCUGGAAAAUCGUGGACAGCGCCAGUUCCCUCCUCACCUUCAUGGGCGGUUUGGCCAUCUUUCUCGCCCCCAUAUCCGCGAUAACAGCUUCAGACUACUGGUUGAUCAAGCGCAAAAAGUUGGAUAUUCCAAGUCUCUACCGACGCAACGCGAGAUAUCGCUACAACCACGGCUUCAACUGGCGUGCAGCGGUUGCCUUCCUCGUCAGCGUGACGCCGAAUCUUCCCGGUCUCGCACAAGCCGUUGAGCCUAGCAUCUCGCUGCCCAUGGCCAUAGUCCACAUCUACGACAUGUCAUACAUCUAUGGUCUUGCGAGCGCGGCGAUCGUGUAUGUCGCGUUGUCUCAAUUUUUCCCGGCACAGGAGACACUUUUGGAAGAACCGAUUUUCGACGAUACUGUCUUGGAGGGCAUUGAGUACGCAGGGUCGGACACGAUCCCGGGCAAAAAUGAAGCGACGGUCUCGAUCGGUUCGGAGAAGAAUGCCAUGGAUGUAUAG